AUGCCGAUGCCACAUCUGCAAGGGGGUCGGCCACUGCCGCUUAGUCCCAUGCCUGGUCUCGACAACGCGCCUGGCUCCCAGAUGUUCCAAAAUGCGACGGGAUUUGAUAUUCAAGGAGGGCAGUUUAUCAGUGCUCAAGGAGGCGUCCAUUUCCACCAGCCAGUAUCAACACAAAUGCCUCUCCCGAUGCCAAGCGAAACAUUUUCCGAAAACGAAGUCUAUUGCAGCCUACUAUGCCAACGACAACGAGGCUUUCCUCUCUACGUUCCUGAACCGCAAGAAAACCUCCCCUCAGAGUACCUUGAACGAGGAGUGUCUAUUGGAGAUGUCGGAAUGAUAACUCCCGAGGGAAUUUGGGACUUCUUCUUCAAUAUUUUCCUCCCUGCAAAUGGGCCCAUUAAUCGAGGGCGUGUGCCACCAAAUUAUUCUCCGCUCGAACCCUACGAUGAAUCGGAUGCGCACAAUUUACGAUACGAACCUGGGAGUUUUCUUUCGACCUCGACUGCUCGGUGCUACAACGCUAAUUUUGAAGAAUUUCCUGGGGGAGACUACCACUUUCAGUGCACAUCCCCCAAAGGUGCAAUCCUCUGUUUACCAUUUGGUUCGCGUCUCCACAAACUUUCGACCGGAAAAGAUCAUGUCCGCAACUAUGCAGUCCAGAACGCUAAAUCCUGGUAUCACUAUAUCAAUGGGACACUCGGGAAGGGCAUGAUGAACGGCGAACUCUACGUCAUCACCGGGACCGAGAAAGCAUCGGCUGGAGGCAUAGCGACUUUCCAAAAUGUUGCUGAACGCGACAAUUUCGAUCUCACAUUCAGGGCUUUCUCCGACACCCACACCCAUCUUCGUUAUCGAUUUAAUCGAGGAACGGUUGCUCAGACCAAGUCCUUUCCUUCGCCACGCCCCGAUGAUGGUGGUGCGGAGCUCAACAACAACACCAUUUUCCUUCACGGGUUCAUCAUUUCCCUCGGACUGGGUAUAUGGGGCACAUUAUUCAACACUGUGGGUGUUUAUUCGAUCGAAGACGCGUCGCCUCAGCGGCUUGCGGGUGGUUCAGUUCCAUUCGGCUCUCAAAGCUCAAACUUUUCGCUUUUCGGCUUUAUGAGCAGUGGCACGGGAAAUACGCGCAAUAUAGGAAAGCGAUAUAUCGGUCCGCAGGGCGAAGGGGUGGGGGUAUCCGAAUUAGUUGAUUCUAUCCGAAGCGUGCAUCCUGGGCGGAUUAUCAAUGAUUACAUACUUUCCAAAAUCGAAGACGACCAAGCAAUCGUCGUCACUCAUGAUGAGGACUGGGAAACCCUCCUCCUCGAUCCUGGUGUUAACCUUUAUAAUAUCCUUGAAUCCACCGACCGCAUUAAGAUAACCACCGAAGACGGCAUUGCCUAUCCCAUCAUCACGUCUGCUUCGCCAGCACCGGAUCCGCCCCCUCCUCCUUACGCAGUUCUGCCUGGUGCCAGACGAAACAUAUGGUCAUCUGGUUAUCGCUCUGAUGACACCGCUUCAGGUACCAGUGCAUCUGCACCGGUUACUAUACCACAUUCUAUAACCCCUCUUUCGGUGUCCUUCGGCGAAACAAUAUCGUCGAGUCCAGAUGAUUCAGAGCCCGAAAUCGAUACCGAGCCAACUUGGCGGCAGUGGAUGGUUUCACGGUUACCUUUCGGCGGCUCGCAGAGUCAAUGGCAUCAUGACCAAGAUACAACCCAAGAGUUGGACGCCGAGCCGGUUGAUAUAUUUGACUCCCGUCCCAUGUCCGAGUCAUUCACCAGCACGCCUACAACAGUCGAAUCGACCAGACCGCAAGAAUAUAUUCAGACAUCUCACAGCACCAGCCUGAGCGCUCCCACCGAAACCUUGACGCAUAGUGCAUUCCCAGAUACAGCCACAGCUCUUCCUCGUUCUAUUACACAUCCCGGAUUCUUUCCUUCCUCGACAUCACUUCGGAAUGCAGCAGCGGUGGUGUCAACUACUACCCAUGCACGGGAAUUACUCAGCCCUUCAGGACUCCCAAUACAAGACUCGCGGACCGAUAAAAUCUCCAGCACAGCUUCCAAAACUCAAGCAUCGAACACGGCCAUUAAAUCCGACUCCUACCCCAGCAGAACAUUAACCGCAACUCCUCCUUUGAAAUCACACGCACCGCAAGAUCACCUCCAGAUUUCGACUUCCAGUGAAACUCCAAUGCGACCUUCUGUGGAUGAGAUAUAUGCUUCGUUGGACGAGUUCUUCCCGGAUUACGACUUAGACGCCCCACCGGACUCCGCCAAAGGGAAAACACUUUCUACUAGUAGUCCCUCGGCUGUCGGGGAUUCCAUAAGAAUGAUUGUAAAGUCGCGCAAAGUCUACACAACACCUCUAGCGCCUACCCAUCACCUACUCAGUUCAGCCGCCCGUAUUGAAUUGUCCUCCUCGCACCCACUCACGUGGCUUCGCGGUGAACUCAUUACUCGUGGAACUCACGGCAACGUUUACCUUUCACUGAAUGCAACCAAUGGCGAUGUCAUGGCCGUCAAACGAACAGCCUUUCCUUCCCCCAACACCAUCAAGUUAGUCGCAGCAGACCUGCAAACACUGAAACGUUUAAAGCAUCCAAAUAUCGCGCGUUACCUUGAAAUUGAAUCGACGCCGGCGUUUUGCAAUAUCUUCCUCGAGUAUGUUCCUGGCGGCUCUAUUGACAGCCACCUACAGGAGCAUGGCAAGUUCGCAGAUGAUGUCACUAAACAUUUCAUCUCGCAAAUCCUUUCUGGACUGGACUAUCUCCAUCGCAACGAGGGCAUUCAUGGGGACUUGAAGUCCAAAAAUGUCCUUGUUGACAUGUCUGGUGUCUGCAAAAUAGCUGGGUUCGGGUAUUCGGAAAUAUACUCGGAGCGGACCCAACAAACUUUGGCGCAAUCACGCAGCACGAUAUUCUGGACGGCCCCUGAAGUCUUGAAUCAGACGGACAAGCAUUACACUUUCAAAAUCGAUAUAUGGAGUCUAGGCUGCAUUGCACAGGAGAUGUGGACCGGUAGUCGACCUUGGGCGGGACACGAAACAGCGAAUGUGUUUUCCAAGCUCCUUCAAUCAACCAUUCCGCCGCUUCCGAAAGACACCAAGUUGACUGAAGACGCCGAUGACUUCCGACAGAAAUGUUUGGCAAUCAAACCGGAGUUUCGACUUGCUGCUUCAGAGCUGCUCGUGCAUCUGUAUUUGACGCCGACACCCGGCUGGGUUUUUGAUAUAUCGAAAUUGGGUGUUGACGCACUGUCUUAG
Messenger RNA from Mycena indigotica, 3246 nucleotides. RefSeq names its product Pleiotropic drug resistance ABC transporter protein. The record is from RefSeq and is a predicted model, not a curated record. Gene Ontology annotation, biological process: protein phosphorylation. Lineage: Eukaryota; Fungi; Basidiomycota; Agaricomycetes; Agaricales; Mycenaceae. Bases 1 to 3246 code for a protein of 1081 amino acids. Gene Ontology annotation, molecular function: protein kinase activity; ATP binding. The transcript has 11 exons.